AUGGCAGACAGCAAGAUGGCAGACGGCAAGACACUGGCCACUCAGGUCGCGCCUGUCCAGAAUGCGUCGAAACCAAAACAGGUGCAUUACCCGUUUUGGUUUGGAGGGUCGGCCUCUUGCUUUGCUGCGGGCGUGACGCACCCCUUGGAUCUAGUAAAGGUUCGCUUGCAGACACGCGCGCCUGAUGGACCGAGGACAAUGGUCGGGACUUUCGCACAUAUCGUGAAGAACACCGGCUUCACGGGUUUAUAUAGCGGUCUGUCCGCCGCAAUGCUACGACAAAUUACAUACUCCACAACACGUUUCGGCAUCUACGAAGAGUUAAAAUCACACUUCGCGAAACCCACACCGGACUCGCCAACCGGCUCACCAAGCCUUCUCACCUUGAUCGGCAUGGCCUCCGCCUCAGGCUUCAUUGGCGGCAUCGCAGGUAACCCAGCCGAUGUGAUGAACGUUCGCAUGCAGUCAGACGCUGCGCUUCCCCCGGCCCAGCGCCGCAACUACCGCCACGCAUUCCACGGAUUGGUGCAGAUGACCAAGACCGAGGGAUUCGGUUCUCUCUUCCGUGGCGUGUGGCCCAACUCCACCCGUGCCAUUCUCAUGACUGCCUCGCAGCUUGCUUCUUACGACACCUUCAAGCGCAUGUGUAUUGAGCAAGGCGGCAUGGCCGAUAACCUUGGCACACACUUCACGGCCUCUUUCAUGGCUGGUUUCGUUGCCACGACAGUGUGCAGCCCUGUCGACGUGAUCAAGACUCGUAUUAUGAGCGCUUCUCCUGCCGAGAGUCAGGGCCACAGUAUCGUGGGUCUUCUGCGUGACAUCUGUCGCAAGGAGGGCCUCGGCUGGACUUUCCGUGGCUGGGUUCCCAGCUUCAUUCGCUUGGGUCCCCAUACCAUUGCCACCUUCUUGUUCCUUGAGGAGCACAAGAAGCUCUACCGCAAGUUGAAGGGAAUUUAG
Molecule: messenger RNA, 957 nt
Organism: Penicillium brevicompactum
Lineage: Eukaryota; Fungi; Ascomycota; Eurotiomycetes; Eurotiales; Aspergillaceae
Exons: 4
Coding region: 1-957 (318 amino acids)
Biological process (GO): malate transmembrane transport; thiosulfate transport; oxaloacetate transport
Molecular function (GO): sulfate transmembrane transporter activity; oxaloacetate transmembrane transporter activity; succinate transmembrane transporter activity
Source: RefSeq, a predicted model, not a curated record